GUUUUAAUAUUAAUAAUAUAAGCUAAAACACAGGAUAAUGAUAAGAUGGAUUUUUGUAAAAACACUGUAUAAUGAAUCAGAAUUGAGCUGUGAUACAAAUUAAACAUAAAUAAUGCAGUUACAUUUUGUGCACAAUAAUUAACGGUUUGAGAGAGAGUGAGAGAGUUGAUUGUAAGCUUUGGUGGUUUGCCACAUUUUGAAACUACAAAGUCUCGGGAUGACCAAGCCUUGAUGAUUUUAUUUAUUUGUUUUGGAUCACCAGACUCCCCAAAGAUGUUCGUAAUUAUCAAACUGGCCAGUUUACAAUUUAAUCAAACAGGGACUAUUAUGUAGGUUUGUGAUCUACAUCACUCCUUGCUGAUCAGUGCAACGGGGCCAAUCGACUGCUGAGUCGAUUAUUUGAUAAUUUUUUAUUUAGUAUUUAAUAUUUAUGAAUUUAAUGGGAGUCUAUCCUCAUGACCCUUUAUCAACCCUAGCCUUCGACCGAGCACUCUGUUACCCCCAUUUACGUUACACAAUCAAACUCUCACUAUUAAAAAAUGUAAUACUGUUCAAAAAUUAUUCUACACAUGAAAUACAAACGUUUUAAAUAAUAAUACUGAUGAUGAUAGAAUCUGACUGUACAUAGAAUACAAAAAUAAUAAUAUCACAGAUAAACAUUGCUCUUUAAAUUAAUAUACCAUUUCAAUUCAAUUUAAUAAACAAUUUUCAUUUGACUAGGUUCACUAUUAUAACUUAAAUUCUUUGUAUGACAUGACCAAAUUUAAUAAAACAUUUUAUCCUGAAUCGUGACCAUGUGCUCUAAGUAGACCAAAUGAAACAUGAAAAUCUCAGACCAAACAAAACAUGAUUCAUAACUUGUAAAACGAGUGGUACAUGUGAAAAAAUGUGGCAGAUUGGCAAGACUAUUUUAAUACUAAAACACAAAUAACACAAACAUUUACUUACGUACACAUGUCGACACAUACACAUUCAUUCCGACGAAGAUUCACGCGUACCGAACAUUUAAAAACUGACUCGUGGUAAUUUUGACUUUUUGUCUGACCGAGCGGAACAUCACGACACGGUUUUUUCUGGUGUAGGACUUAUUAAUUCUUGUUUUUUCGAGCUGGCGUUUAAUGAUUCAAUUGAAAAUACCGUCACGACGACCCGCGAUUCGCUAGAAAUUGACAUUUGCUAUCGAUAUGAUGCAUGUACGAAUUUUCAUCACGAACGCGAACAAUCAAUCCGGCAUCUCAACUGUCUCGACUUAAUACUAAUAAAACACACCCCCAAAUGCAAUUCGGCGAAAUUUUGACAAUUGCGAUCAUUUGAUGCACGUACAAUUUUCGCCCGAACGCAAAUUUCCGAGCUACGAAUGAAGAUAUUAAUAAAUUCGUCCUACACCAGCGACAAAACGCGACUUCACAUGUUGACUACGCGAUUACUGAGCCACGAGUGACGACGAGACGUUUGCACACGGCACGGCUCCCAACGGUCUUCCAGUUCGUAUCCUUCCGCGUUACGUCAUGUUGGACUGACUUGUCCAUUGCCUGUCGCGGAUUUUAAAUCUUUUGAUUUGAAAAUCGGCACAAUGUGAAGAUUGAAUUUCUCUUAAAGGUUUCUCUUGCUGCUUGUUAUUGGUAACUGUAUGUUCUCUGGCAUUAUCAAAAGUUUGUAUUAUUGCCUAUUGUGUUGAUAUUUUAAUUUGGUUUAAGUUCAUCAAACGUAAUAUGAUAAUUAAGCUUGUUUGGAAUUAUAUUUUUAUACGUAUUCUUGAUGUUUUAACACAUUUAACAAAAUUGGAUCUAAAAUAUAAAAACCAUCUAUACAUUUUAAUGAGGAUUAUGCAACUCGAUUCUCUUCAAAUUACUAUUCCCUUUACUUGUUGUAUUAGCUUUGCAGUGCUAACUUAAUACUAGAUUUUUGUUUUAAUUAAACCCUUAUUAUUACUGUUUUCAUAAUAAAAAACAGUAAAAAUAUGUUUUACUACUUGCAUUUUGUGUUUCUUGAAGGAAUGUAUAGUGAACUAUAUGUUAUGCCACAUCACUGAUUUUCUCUUCUAUUUGGACCCUACUGCAUCAAAGCUUUUUCAUGGCUUUUUGCAACCUUCCAAUCAACAGCUUUUGUUUGUUGUGGAUAGAAUAAAAGGCACUGUAUGAAGUAAUCUGUGCUUAGAAUAGAACUUGGGUUUGCAAAGGUGGUAGUAAUGGUUGGCAACUCUUUGGAAUAAGAUGGAAUAAUUGCUUUGGUCCUACUACACUUGUGUCUAAAGAUUUCUUGAGUGGUGCAUUACCACUAUCUAUGGCAGUUUUGUUGUGUUUAUUGCAAUUCCUAUUUCAACACUAAUUCAUUUGGAUGUUUUUUUUUCUUUCUGGUGUUGAGGAAAGGUUUGACAGGGAAGAUGGUUAAUAUUACAUAAAAGCAUGUUUUAUGUUCAGCAUCUUGAACAAUAUUGAUAUGUUAAACCUGUUGUCUAUAGGUUACUAAACACAUCAAGAUUCACAUUACCAAACGUCAUAUAAUUCAUAAAAAUGGAAAAACAAACUGUACAGAUUUGCUGUUCCUAUCAAGUUGAUUUUUUCCAGGCAAGUCAUCAUCUACAAUAAAUUAAAACCAAUGGAUACAACCCAGAGUGUAGCAUGAAACUUUCUUUUCUUGCUGGAAAGUUAUCAGCUUUCAUGGGGUUCAGCUAAUGUUGACUUGAUGCUGCCUCUUUUACAUAAAUGUCUUUUCAAUGCUCGUCAUCACUGCCUUUGGUUGUUGCAUAACAUGUAGACAAUUUUGUUGUUGCUUGAAUUUUUGUGUACAAUGUUGAAAAUCUAGUAAUCAUAUUGCACUUUCAAACAGCUUCUUAGCUAGAGAAUGUUGAGUUUGUUAAAACAAGUCAAAGCUUGUGAGUACAGAGUUGAACCACAACCUUGCCCUGUUCUACCAGAAUGUUUCAGAUCAUCUAGGAAACCGAGCAUUAAGACAGGACCUACAGCCACUAUCAAUUUACAACUUCCAAUGUUGCAAACUAAACUAAGUGCUCAUGAUAAUUACAGAAGCAUCCAAAACCCUUGAAGCAUCUCACUAAAACCUACCAUUAAUAAUUUUCUGUCUAGGCGGUGAUACAGUUAAUUUAAAGAAUGUUAAAUAUAAGAUUACUUGAUUAGGUAUGGUUGAUAAUAAGAAUGGAAGUUUUAGCUAAGAAGAAUCCUAAAGGCGAAUCCAAUUACACUAGUAACAAUUUUUUUAAGUUUCAGACUAGAGGCCAGUCUUCAACUCUCUAGGAUAGGUUCAGCCACAUAAGUAUACUUCACUUAAUAAAUUACAGAUAAAGAAGUUUUGCCAAGAUUUGUAGAGUUACAUUGCCACGACCUUGCUUGAUUAUAACAGGUUAAAAAAAUUGCAAGUUUUAUACUAGGAACGGUUCCAACAAUUCGGCCUAUCUCAACAAUGUCACCUGACCAACACUGAGAAAGUUAAGCUAAGAACCAGCUCAUCAAAGCCAACUGAAAUCUAAACUUCUCUAAUGUACAGUUGAUAAGUUUAAAUUUAAGCACUUGAUGUAGAACAUAAAGUUUAACCACAAUCUGUGUGCUGAGACAAAUUCCACCAAAUUAGUUUUGUCAUAAACUUACACUCACCAAAAGCUUCAGCUCAUCAAUUUUACAAAUCUGCUAGAAUGUCUAUUGCUAAGAACAAGCAAGCACGUUUCAGCUUAUCAGGUUAACAAACAGUCUAAACUUUUGAAUCGCCAGUCAGACCUCAACAUUGUGUGCACCAUCAUCAAAGUCUAUCAAAUCAUUUUGUGUGGUCUCAUAUCUUGGUUUCAGCUCAUAUGUAAAGAUUUUCAACAAAACAAGAACACAAGCGUUCCAGAAUCCAACAUAUCAAGCUUAACCUUCAAUAUUCAUUUUAAACCAGUUCAUGUCAUGGUGUUCAACCAUGACUCAACCUUACUUGUUUACAGAGGUUCAACCAGAAUGCCACAAAUGUUUCCAAGUCACCAUCUAGUUUCUCGUUCAAUCAUCCAACAACAGCCAAGAUGUUUCUUAUUAAUUUUACCUCUCUUAAGUUUUAGAUUAUGAUUUCCAGCAUCUAAGCCCAAUGAUAAAAAGUAUGUGUUAAAUUUCACAAGAUGCAACUUAAAUUCGUCCAUAAUCUCAAAUGAACACUGUUUUAAGACUACCUGCAUGGGAAAAAGAGAAAUCAUCACAUGCUCAUCAAAUGUAAAUGAACGUCAAUGUAAAAAGGCAACAUAGUGUAAAUAUUUCACUUACCAGAAUUUUCCAAUUUUUCUGUUUUAGGCAAAUAUUAUCACAUUAUACUACCUUUGUUUCAAGGGAGUUGAAGCUGAUGUUUGCUGGCAUAUUCACUGUAAAACAUUAAAUGUCAAGUUUAUCUUAGGACCGAGACCACUUUAGAUUCAGUUUUCUAUCACAGGUUUAGUAUUUCAGGAAAAAAAAAACUAUUUAUAUAACACGCUUAAUAUACACACACUUUAUUGUAGAUGCUUAAUAUAAAGUCUUAUUUCACCAAAAACUUGGUUUCAGAUAUUUGCUUUAAAAAAACUAAAGAAGCACUUUGGUAUAUUUAUGUGUUCAACUUGUGAGCUUGUACUUUAGUACCUAAAUAAUAAACAAGUUGUGUCUUGUAUUACUGCAAUGAUAGGUAGCAUUAAUUUAAAGGUUUAUCCUAGCAGAGGUGCUUAGUUGUGUGCAUAUGGACAUUGGUUUAAGUUUUUUAAGAAUGUGUGUGUAUCUUAUAUGCAUCUUGUGUCCUUUAUCACUGCCUAUUUGAAUGUCUUGGGGAGAAUAUUAAUACACUAUAUUUGGUUGAAAAUAGUACUUCACAUAAAACUGUUGAUUUGUUGUUUAUGCUCUAUUUAAUACAUUUCCAUGCAUACUUCUGUGCAGAUAUGGCAUAUCUCUAUCACACUAUCACCCUUAGUUGCCUUCCAUAUUAUUUGUUGUUUGCUAGAAGAUUUAAUGUCGGAUUUCUAUGUACAGAGAGAUAUUUGUUUUAAAGUGUUAUUGUUUUGUCCUCUGUUUUGUUUCUAAUACCAAUAGAAGUAUUUUACUUGUUUGGAAGCUAUAAAUUUACAUUUAAAUGUUUAUAUAAUAUAAAUAUAGAGUUGUGUUGGUGUGGCAACACUUCAAAGUAGUAAUCUAUUUGCAACAUGAUUAGCAAAUUGUGUGUAUAUAGCUUCUUUUGCUUGUGUUACGUACUAGUGUGGCUGCAGGAUUUAUCACUACAUACUUUUUUAUCCAAAAGUUUUUGCCAAAAUUUGAAGCGUAAUUUUACUCUCUUGGGAUCCUUUUGCUUGGUUUUAAUGUCAGAUUAGUUAUGACGUCUCAUGUUGUUAUGACAGUUGGUAGUGUUAAUUUUCCCAUAUAACUAAGCAACUUAGAAGGGUGCAAGCAAAGAUUAACUGAACAUGAAAGAACCAAGCACGGCCUAUUUAGAAAUGUUGUAGGCAGUGUUAAGAGUUAACAACAGUUUGUUGUCUUGUCUGAUUCUCUGGUUGCCUGCAUACAAUAAGAUAUAGGUAUACUUGUUCUGCAUGAGUUGGUGGCUUGAAUAAAUUUUCAUUCAACAAUUUUCUUUAACCAAUUUUGAUUGUAAAAUGUACUGAAGUAUUUGGAUCUAAUUUGUUUCUCUAAUUUAUGUUCUCCCUCAAGCUUAACUCUGCUCAACCACAACAGAUAUGGUAGUUACUACACUGUAAGGUGUUUUUUUUUAGGCUUUACUUAACUGUUUCUAUUUUUUUUAUUAAAAUUUGUUUUUGUUAAGCUGUAACAAAAUUUUACUGAUUUAUGUAAAUUGAAAAUAAAAUUAUAAUUAAGGCCAAAUAAAAAAGUUUUAUUUAAACAACUAAAAAGAGAUAUUUAAAUAAUAAAUUUAAAACAAAAAAAGUAAGGGUAAAAAGAAAAAAGACAAGAAAUACAAAAAAGGACAAAAUAAAAACAUUCUAAGCAAUAAAACAAGUAAAAACUAGACAAAGCAAAUAUACAUAAAAAAUGAUAUUAUAGGCUAGUAGUUUUGAAUAAUUUUACCUAGCAGUUUAAAAUUAAUUGCUUUCAGUUGAAUGUGUCCGCUUAAACAAUGCCUCAGCAUGUAAUCAAAUCUUAGACGGUUCCACGACAAGGCUGACUUUGGUGGUUCCACAAUGGGGCGGACUUGGGCGGUUCCAUGACGAGGUGGACAUUUGCUGUUCCACAACAGGGUGUAUUUUUGCUGUUCCACGACUGCCAUAUUUGGCAGUUCCACAUCGAGACAGUUCUCAGCUAGUGGUUCCACAACGAUGCGGUCAUCGGUGGUUCCACUAAGAGACGUUCUUGGGUGGUUUUACGACAAGGCGUUCUUCGUUGGUUCUACGACGGGGCGGACUUUGACGGUUCCAUUUGGUGAUUCGGCGGCAGUUCCACGGCUUCCCGGGCAUCGUCGGUUUGGGGUCAGAGCAUUCAUCAGCGGUUCCUUGGCGUGGCGUUCUUCGGCAAUCUCACAGUGGAGCAGUUUCAGGCUUGAUGAUUCGCGCCAGAGAAGGAGACUCGUAAAGCAAUUCCGCAACAGUCAGUCCUCAAUGAUUCCAAAGCGGCUGGGCUUCAACAGAGAGCGGUCUUCAGUAUCUUAACAUCGGGCAGGAUAUGGCGGCUCACAGCGAGCUGUAUUUCGGGGUUUCAUUACUAGGCGGACUUCGGCAGUUCCACGGCGAGAUGGUCAUAAGUGGUACCACGGCGGAGCGGUCUUCGGCCGGUUCCUCGGCGUGGCGGACUCCUGUGGCUCCACAGCGUGGUACACUCCGAUGGCUCCAGCUCUACGGCGUGACGGACUCUGGCGGCUCCACGGCGUGGCGGAGUCCGGCGGCUCUACGGCGUGGUGGACUUCGGCGGCUCUUCGGCGUGGCGGACUCCGGCGGCUCUAUGGCGUGGUGGACUUCGGCGGCUCUUUGGCGUGUUGGACUUCGGCGGCUCUUCGGCGUGGCAGACUCCGGCGGCUCUUCGGCGUGGCGGACUCCGGCGGCUCUUCGGCGUGGCGGACUCCGGCAGCUCUUCGGCGUGGCGGACUCCGGCGGAUCUUCGGCCCGGCGGAUCUUCGGCGUGGCGGUCUCCGGCAGCUCUUCGGCGUGGCGGACUCCGGCGGAUCUUCGGCGUGGCGGUCUCCGGCGGCUCCACGGCGUGGUGGACUUCGGCGGCUACACAGCGAGGCGGACUCUGGUAGCUCUACGGCGUGACGGACUCCGGCGGCUCUUCGGUGUGGCGGACUCCGGCGGAUCUUCGGCGUGGCGGACUCCGGCGGAUCUUCGGUGUGGUGGUCUCCGGCGGCUCCACGGCGUGGUGGACUCCGGCGGCUACACAGCGAGGCGGACUGGUAGCUCUACGGCGUGACGGACUCUGGCGGCUCCACGACGUGGUGGACUCCGGCGGCUCUACGGCGUGGUGGACUUCGGCGGCUCUUCAGCGUGGCGGUCUCAGGCGGCUCUACGGUGUGGCGGGCUCCGGCGGCUCAACUGCGUGGCGGGCUCCGGCGGCUCCACUGCGAGAUGGCUUAGGCAGUUCCACGGCGGAGCAGUUUCAAGGCUUGAGGUGGGGCGGCAUGGACUUCGGUGGUUCCAAGACUGGGCGGCGGUGUCGACUUCGACGGUUCCAGGGCUGGGCGGCGUGGAUAUUGGCGGUUCCAGGGCGGGUACAAAAAUCGAUGCGGCAUGGACUUCGGUGGUUCCAAGACUGGGCGGCGGUGUAGACUUCGGCGGUUCCAAGACUGGGCGGCGGUGUUGACUUCGGCGGUUCCAAGACUGGGCGGCGGUGUUGACUUCGGCGGUUCCAAGACUGGGCGGCGGUGUUGACUUCGGCAGUUCCAAGACUGGGCGGCGGUGUUGACUUCGGCGGUUCCAGGGAUGGGUGGCGUGGACUUCUUCGGUUCCAGGGCUGGCCGGCGGUGUUGACUUCGGCGGUUCCAAGACCGGGCGGCGGUGUUGACUUCGGCGGUUCCAGGGAUGGGUGGCGUGGACUUCUUCGGAUCCAGGGCUGGCCGGCGGUGAGACUUCGGGGGUUCCAGGGCUGGGUGGCGUGGACUUCUUCGGUUCCAGGGCUGGGCGGCGUGGACUUCUUCGGUUCCAGGGCUGGCCGGCGGUGUUGACUUCGGCGGUUCCAGGGCUGGGUGGCGUGGACUUCUUCGGUUCCAGGGAUGGGCGGCGUGAACUUCUUCGGUUUGAGGGCUGGGCGGCUUGGACUUCUUCGGUUCCAGGGCUGGGCGGCUUGGACUUCUUCGGUUUCAGGGCUGGGCGGGUGUGGACAGGGUGAAUCCACGACGGAUGAUCGAUGUUUCAGAGCCCGUCUUUUUUGUGAUUGAUCUGUCAGCAAGAGACUACAGUCAGUCUUCUAUUCUCAGCCAUUCCAGGAUGAGUUUGUACGGUUUCUCAUCUCUUUCAGGCAAAUGCCGGAAUGGUUCCCCAAAGGGCCGUACCCCGCCAGGAAAGAUGGAAGAUAGGAUAAUGUCCUAAUCAUUCCUGGUUUUAGCAUUCCCUUUAAACUGUAAUUCAUAAUUCUUUCAAUCUUAGUAUAAUAUUGCAAUUAAAUAAAUAGAAUUUUGGUGUAUAA
Molecule: messenger RNA, 8567 nt
Organism: Macrosteles quadrilineatus (aster leafhopper)
Lineage: Eukaryota; Metazoa; Arthropoda; Insecta; Hemiptera; Cicadellidae
Exons: 4
Coding region: 6615-7355 (246 amino acids)
Source: RefSeq, a predicted model, not a curated record